This is a messenger RNA of Gryllus bimaculatus (two-spotted cricket), 1878 nucleotides long. NCBI's taxonomy places the organism in Eukaryota, Metazoa, Arthropoda, Insecta, Orthoptera, Gryllidae. The record is from the annotation of a GenBank genome assembly.
AUGGCUAGUAGUUCCCUUGCAACAUUGCAAAGUGAAGCAAAGGUAAACGGUUUAACUGAAGAACUUUUAAAUUUGUGCUCAACUUUUAUUGCAUCAAAAUGCCAUUCGUCCUCUCUAAUGCAGACUAUUUUAAAGUGUAUGAUUCCAAAGUAUACUGUGCCAGAUGAUGUUGUCAGAUGUGUUUUGAAAUGGGUACACCGGAAUGUCAGAAAAGUCAAUCUGGCAGUCUUAUGUGCUUUGCAGUGGGUUGCAGGUCUAAUAGAAUUUGGUCUUGCAGAUGAAAAACCUGUCAAUGAAUACUAUAAUAUGUUUCAUCUACUAAUGGAAUGGCCACGAACGGAAAAUAUUGCGUGUUGGUUGGUGGUUCGUUUAACAAAACCUGAUGAUAUUGACAGAAAUAUGGUAUUGAAGUUCACUUCUAAUGUUAAAGCAAAAAAAUCUGUUCGAGACAUUGUUUUAUGGUGCUAUAAAACAUAUAAACCAGAAUGUGUUCCAGAAGCUAUAGCAGCACGCAGCAUAAAAUCUACUCUCAAACUGAGUCCUUACUUCAAAUAUUGUUUUGGAAUGUCGCAUCAAAGAAUUGCAGAUAAUGAAAAUUUUAAGUUAACACAUGACAGACAGAACCAACUUGAUUUUAUCUGGAAGGUUCCAGAAAGAAAAAAGCGGCGUAUUGAGAAUCCGAUUCCUGAAGUGGAAUACAUUUACUUUGGAUCAAAGUUGUAUCAAGAGAAAAAGGUUUCAAUAUUGCAAAUAAACAGCUGGAAAACAUUUGCUACUUUGGCACUACAAAUUGACAUACCUUGUAAUGCAGUAUCUCUUGUUCAAAAUCCUAUUGGACAUCAUGUGCUGGCAUGUGGAGAUGAAAAUUUACAGACUCGGUUCAGUUACACUCUUCUUAACUUACUUCAGAAUGUGGUGAUUGAUCGUUUGGUUAAAGUUUCCAUGGAGAAUCAAGAAUAUUUGUUGGAGAAGAUAUGUGAAUUCCAAGAAUACUCACAGCAAGGAAUUCCUUUUAUGUCUAAAUUUGUUGCCACUUACCUAGUAUUUUGGGAUGGCUUAACAUUCUUAUCACAGUUAAUGAGACUUUUGCCUUGGAUCACAUUCUCAUCUUUUGGUGAAUUGAAAAGUUUAUUCCUUGUGCAUUUAUAUUAUGUAUAUAUUUCAUCCAACACAAUGGUGAAGUGUUCCAUUUUGAGAGCUCUCUUACAACUAGCAGAGAAUUUGAUAUUAAAAUCGUACAGUGUUGUAGAAAGUUUGUUCCGCCACCCUCCUUUAUUAGAUAACGCAGAAGAUAUCUUGAAUGAACUUAUAAAGUAUAUUCAGUCUUUGUGUGUUCUUGGAUUAAAUUUUGAACCUGGGAGUGCAGUACUGUUACAUGAAGUAUUGAGAUUGUAUGAGAUUUUACUGGACGUUGAAGAAAGGGCAGGUUUAAAUGUUCGAUCUGUAUUACCUCCUGCUGCAGUGUAUUUUUCUUUAUUUUCUAGAAACUAUGGGAAUAUAGAGAGAGUUUGUGGUUUAUUACUGAAAUAUGAUGCCUCUAUUGGUAUACAGAGAUCAUUGCAAAUUCAAGUACCAGGAGGGGCAAAGUUAGUAAAAAAAUACUCGUGUGACUACAUUAAUUUUUUAUGGCAUAUGCAAGCAAUGUCUGAGAGUAAAAAGGGUUUUAUUUUUAAAGGGGUUGAACCAGAUGCUUUUGCUCCAGUGGAAAAUGUUGAUAAGGCUUUUAAUGUAAUGGAAUGCAUCCCCCUUAUAUCUGUUUACCAUAAACAUGGUGAUACUGAAGAAGGACUGAAGAAUUUUAUCCGAGAACUUCGAACACUUGCUCCGAAUAUAUUUAAUUUUAUCAAACAUAAUUUGCAUAAUACGGUACAGUCUUAA